This is a messenger RNA of Beta vulgaris subsp. vulgaris (sugar beet), 3091 nucleotides long. Its product is annotated as potassium channel AKT1. Bases 168 to 2795 code for a protein of 875 amino acids. Gene Ontology annotation, cellular component: membrane. Gene Ontology annotation, biological process: potassium ion transport; transmembrane transport. The transcript has 12 exons. Gene Ontology annotation, molecular function: voltage-gated potassium channel activity; protein binding. Lineage: Eukaryota; Viridiplantae; Streptophyta; Magnoliopsida; Caryophyllales; Amaranthaceae. The record is from RefSeq and is a predicted model, not a curated record.
CAAAUAAUCAUAUCCAAAAAAAUUCCUUAAUUAAUUACUACUAAACUUGCUUUCAAGAUAGAUUAAAAAAACAAUGGAAAUACAUAUGAUAAAGAUUGAGAUGUGUAACAAAAUUUUGAGGCAGAAAAAAAGAGAGGGAAAAGUUAGUGUUUGACUUUUUUUUUAAGAUGAAUAACUUUGUUAGAAGUUCAGUAUGUGGGGAAAAAUUGAACGAUAAUGUAGACAUAGCAACUUCUGUUGAUGGUACAACCACACAAUAUAGUUUCAGCAAUGGUGUCUUGCCGUCUUUGGGUGCUCGGAGCAACCGUCGUAACGCCCUCCGUAAAUUCAUUAUCUCCCCAUUUGAUCCUCGUUACAGAAUAUGGGAGAUGUUUCUGGUAUUACUAGUUUUCUACACAGCAUGGGCAUCUCCAUUCGAAUUUGGUUUCCUAAAAAAACCAUCCAUUAAAGGCCUUGCUAUUGCAGAUAAUAUUGUCAAUGGAUUUUUCGCCAUUGAUAUUAUUCUGACCUUCUUCGUUGCGUAUCUUGAUCCAAAAACUUACCUUCCUGUGGAUAAUCGAAAGGACAUCUCUUGGAGGUACAUAAGAACCUGGUUUGUUUUUGAUACUGUAUCAACAAUUCCUUCAGAACUUGUGCUGAAAAUUCUCCCUGACAAUGUCCAAGCUUAUGGACUGUUCAAUAUGCUACGUCUUUGGCGUCUUCGUAGAGCCAGUAAAAUGUUUUCCAGAUUGGAGAAAGAUCGAAAUGUGAAUUAUUUUUUCAUGCGAAGCUGCAAGCUAGUUUGUGUGACUCUUUUUGCGGUGCACAGUUCUGCGUGCUUUUACUAUCUCCUUGCAGACAAUUACCCUGAUCCGAAAAAGACUUGGAUUGCUCUGUCAAUGGAAAACUUCGAGAGUGAAGAUCUGUGGCUCCGGUAUGUGGUGUCAAUGUACUGGUCUAUUACCACCCUCACAACAGUUGGCUAUGGAGACUUACACCCUGUGAAUAUAAGGGAGAUGAUCUAUGACAUAUUCUACAUGCUCUUUAAUCUUGGAUUGACAGCAUAUUUGAUAGGAAAUAUGACAAACUUAGUGGUUCAUCGGACUAGUCGAACCAGAGACUUUAGGGACAAACUUCAAGCUGCUUCGAGUUUUGCACAAAGAAAUAAGCUUCCUCUUAGGCUCCAAGAUCAAAUGAUUGGUCACUUGUGUUUGAAGUACAGAGCUGAUUCAGAAGGUUUACAGCAACAAGAAGUUCUUGAAUCCCUUCCUAAGGCAAUCAAAUCAAGUAUUUCACAUUAUCUCUUCUACUCACUGCUUGACAAGGUAUAUCUAUUUCGAGAAGUGUCAAACGACUUGCUUUUCCAGCUGGUUUCAGAGAUGAAAGCUGAGUACUACCCUCCCAAGGAAGAUGUGAUUUUGCAGAAUGAAGCACCCACAGAUCUAUAUGUGUUAGUCCAUGGUGCAAUGGAGUUGAUCGUCACCAAAAAUGGAGUUCCAGAGGUCAUUAAAGAGGUCAAAGUUGGAGAUAUCUGUGGUGAGAUAGGUGUUCUUUGCUACAGACCUCAGCUUUUUACAGUCCGCACCAAGAAACUGUGUCAACUGCUGCGUCUGAAUCGUACUGCCCUUUUGAGUCUUGUCCAAGCAAAUGUUGGAGAUGGAGCAAUUAUCAUGAGUAAUCUCCUAGAGCAUUUGAAACCGCAGGAUGAUCCACUGAUGCAAUCUGUUGUUGCUGACAUCGAGAAAAUGAUAGCUCAAGGUCAAACCGAUUUGCCUCUAGGUUUAUGUUUUGCAGCUGCAAGAGGAGAUGAAUCGUUAUUGAAACUCUGGCUGAGUCGAGGCUCUAAACCAAAUGAGAGAGGCAUCAAAGACCGCACUGCUCUGCAUAUUGCAGUUGCCAAUGGAAAUGAAAGUUGUGUUGCCAUCCUGCUUGCAAAUGGAGCAGAUCCAAACAUCAUAGAUUCAGAAGGGCAUGUUCCAUUAUGGGAUUUAAUAAUGGGGAAGCACUCUGAGUCCUUGAUCAAGUUACUGGUAGACCAUGGUGCUACUCUAGCUUCUGGUGAUGUGCCUCAAUAUGCUUGUUAUGCUGUGGAACAAGAUGACCUAAAGCUGCUACAAGAUAUUGUGCGGUAUGGAGGAGAUGUAACGCUGCCCAACAGCAACGGAACUACACCACUUCAUGCUGCGGUUACUAGAGAAAACACAAGUAUUGUUAAGUUUCUCUUAGAGCAAGGGGCAGAGGUUGACAAGUUUGAUGCAAAUGGACUGUCACCAAGGAAUUUGGCGGAUUUUCGUGGAAAUGAAGAGGUCAAAGUAUUAUUUGACUCUACAAACCCGGCUAGCCUCCAAUCUAAUGAAAUGCUCCCUGAUAAGAAAGAUGGUUCUAGUUUUCUGAAGAAGUACUCAAGUACUGGUACUAUUGAUGUUACUCUGGUUCCAAGUCCACAUGAUAUCUCUCACGAUCAUAAACCCCCUAGAGGCAGGGCUAAUGUAUUUGAAAACUCGCUAUUUGGAGUUAUGUCAGCUGCUACUAGAGGUGAAACAUCUGCUGGUGUAAAUAGUUAUACAACCUCUAAGAUGAUGGUAAACCAGCCAACCAGAGUCAUACUCAGAUGUCAAGGAACGAGUCUGGAUCCGAAACUUGUCAGAUUACCCAAAACUAUACAAGAAUUGCUUGACAUGGGUAGCAUGAAAUUCGGAUGCUAUUGCACGAAAGUAGUAUCUGCACAAGGAGCUGAAAUUGAUGAGAUAGAGCCAAUAAGAGAUGGUGAUCAACUUUCUCUUGUAUGCGAAGGCAAGAACGUCUCCCAAAGCUAGAAGUUAAGUUUGUUUCUCAUCUUUGAGUGAUCCAAACAUGUACACCAUUUGCUGAAUGAGUUUUGUGAGCAAGAAACUGUCCAUAUGAUGUACAAUAUAUACUUUUUUUAGCGGAGAAAGUACUUGUGUACAAACCCAGAAUUUCUCCUAGCUGCAGCCUUGUAUUUGUCAGAAUGAUGAACACUUUUUUUGUGCGGCCGGUGUGAUGACUGAUGAACCUCCAGAAAUUUGGAGUUGUAUCACUGUAUGCUUGUAUAAAAAUUAUGCAAAGAUGGCAUAUAUUUCUGUGCUCAGUC